Molecule: messenger RNA, 1503 nt
Organism: Hemicordylus capensis (graceful crag lizard)
Lineage: Eukaryota; Metazoa; Chordata; Lepidosauria; Squamata; Cordylidae
Product: solute carrier family 2, facilitated glucose transporter member 11-like
Exons: 12
Coding region: 1-1503 (500 amino acids)
Biological process (GO): monosaccharide transmembrane transport
Cellular component (GO): membrane
Molecular function (GO): hexose transmembrane transporter activity
Source: RefSeq, a predicted model, not a curated record
AUGGAGGGGCUUAUGCUGUCUGACCUGGUUCGAUACCGGAAGCUCUUCCAGCUGCUCCUGGUCCUGGGCGUUGGUGGGACCUUCCCCAUUGGCUACCAAAUUUCGGUAGUCAGCUACCCCUCUGCGUACAUUAAACAGUUUAUGAACGAAACCUGGCUGCAGAGGUCGGGGUCGCCCCUCUCUGAGAAGACCCUCCUCUUCCUGUGGUCCCUCAUCGUGUCCAUCUAUGGCAUCGGGGGAUUGUUUGGCUGUCUGGCCAGCGGCUACCUGACUGUCAGAUAUGGCAAAAAGAACAGCCUGCUGGGCACGGACUUGCUCAUCAUCACCACGGCCUUCCUCGUGGGCUUCAGCCGGGUAGCCAAGUCCUUUGAAAUGAUUCUGAUUGGACGAUUCCUCUAUGGAGUCAGUGCCGGCUUCUGCAUGACCAUUCAUCCUCAGUACGCUGGCGAAGCUUCGCCCAAGAGGCUUCGAGGACUUGCCAAUGCCACAGCGGGCUUCUUUUGGUCACUCGGGAAAUCCGUGGGUCAAAUCCUGGGGCUCAGGGAGUUUCUGGGCAUGGACUCCUCCUGGCCUUGCCUGUUGGCCUUCAUUGGGGCUCCAUCCCUCCUCCAGCUGCUCACCUUGCCGUUCUUCCCCGAAUCCCCAUCGUACCUGUUAAUCCAGAAGGGAGAUGAAGGUGGCUGCUUGAAAGCCAUGCAGCAGCUCUGGGGCCAAGAAGACCCUCAGGAGGAGCUCUGCGAUCUGAAGAAGGAGCUGGCUGCCAGGCAGAGCGGUCGAGUCCUGGGAGCCAGAGACCUGGCGGGGGACCCCUCCCUGCGCCGGCAGCUGCAUGUCCUAGUGGUCGUGGUCGUCAUGUUGCAGCUCUGUGGCAUCAACGCAGUCUAUUUCUACACCUCGGAAGUCUUCCGCACGGCUGGCUUUGCAGAGGGGCUCAUCCCUUACCUCUCGCUGGGUCUGGGCUUCUGUGAGCUCUUCGCUUCCCUCCUCUGCAUCCUGUCCAUUGAGAGAUUUGGCCGGAGGACUCUCCUCUGGAAAGGUUGCGGGCUGAUGGCUCUGGUGCUCCUUCUGCUCACCGUCACGCUCUCCCUGCAGAACCGAUAUCCCUGGAUGUCUCAUGGCAGUGUUGCUCUGAUUUUUCUCUUUGUUAUCUUCUUUGGCAUCGGACCGAGUGGUGCUACCAUGUCUGUCAUGAUGGAGAUUUUCCACCAUUCUGCCCGACCAGCGGCUUUCCUGCUUGGCGGCUGCCUGAAUUGGGCAGGCCUCUUUCUCAUCGGCAUCACCUUCCCCUUCAUCGUGGAAUGCCUGGGCGCCUUCUCUUUCCUCCUCUUCAUGGUUGUCCUCGUGGGCUCGGGGAUUUUCUUCUACCUCUUCCUUCCGGAGACGAAGGGGAAAUCCAUUGUGGAGAUCACCGAGGCGUUCAACACGCCGCCUUUUGGGAAGCCGUUCGCUGCUGUCCUUCGGCACGGGUUCCAUGAAGAGUGUUCGGCCUACACCAGCUUCUGA